CAGGAGAUGCGUUCGCCCGCCACGCCGCCGCGCCGCCCGGCGCUGCUGGAGGUGACGAAGAGCAGCGAGCGGGGAGCCUGCUCGCCCAGCCUGGCGAUGACGAGCUCCCCGGUGCCCCUGCCGCGCCAGCAGCCCAUCAAGGUCAGCGCCGACGGGUGCUUCUCCUCGCCGAAGCCCAAGAGCGAGCCGAUCCCCAUCGCAGGCAACCGGGAGAACCUGGCGCCGCCGCCGUGCCCGCCCGCCACGUGGGCGUCGCCCAUGAGGACUCCCGGAACGCCACUGCUGAAGACACCAACGCCCAGCCGCAUGCCCGUGGUCAAGGAGGAGGCCGAGCCCUCCACGCCCAGGGGCCGCGCCUGCAACGGCUCGCCGCCCCCCCGCCGCGCUGGCGACCUCGCCCGCGGCGAGCUCGCCGGCUUCCAGGCGCG
Messenger RNA from Prorocentrum cordatum, 428 nucleotides. Lineage: Eukaryota; Dinophyceae; Prorocentrales; Prorocentraceae. The record is from the annotation of a GenBank genome assembly.